Protobothrops mucrosquamatus (brown spotted pit viper) is the source of this 2214-nucleotide messenger RNA. RefSeq names its product prospero homeobox 1 (gene PROX1). Gene Ontology annotation, molecular function: DNA-binding transcription factor activity, RNA polymerase II-specific; RNA polymerase II cis-regulatory region sequence-specific DNA binding. Gene Ontology annotation, cellular component: nucleus. Gene Ontology annotation, biological process: regulation of transcription by RNA polymerase II. Bases 1 to 2214 code for a protein of 737 amino acids. The record is from RefSeq and is a predicted model, not a curated record. The transcript is spliced from 4 exons. NCBI's taxonomy places the organism in Eukaryota, Metazoa, Chordata, Lepidosauria, Squamata, Viperidae.
AUGCCUGACCAUGACAGCACAGCCCUCUUAAGUAGGCAGACCAAGAGAAGAAGAGUUGACAUUGGAGUGAAACGGACGGUAGGGACAGCAUCUGCCUUUUUUGCAAAGGCGAGAGCAUCAUUUUUUAGUGCCAUGAAUCCCCAAGGUUCUGAGCAGGAUGUUGAGUAUUCAGUGGUGCAGCAUGCAGAUGGGGAGAAGUCAAAUGUGCUUCGCAAGCUGCUGAAGAGGGCAAACUCCUAUGAAGAUGCCAUGAUGCCUUUUCCAGGAGCAACUAUAAUUUCCCAGCUGUUGAAAAAUAACAUGAACAAAAAUGGUGGCACUGAGCCCAGCUUUCAAGCGAGUGGCCUCUCCAGCACAGGCUCAGAAGUACAUCAGGAGGAUGUGUGCAGCAACUCUUCAAGAGACAGCCCCCAAGAGUGUCUUUCUCCAUUUGGCAGACCCACGAUGAGCCAGUUUGAUAUGGAUCGGUUAUGCAACGAGCACCUGAGAGCUAAGCGUGCCCGGGUUGAGAAUAUCAUUCGAGGGAUGAGCCAUUCCCCAAGUGUGGCAUUAAGGGGCAAUGAAAAUGAAAGAGAGAUGGCUCUGCAGUCUGUGAGUCCCCGAGAAAGUUACCGAGAAAAUAAGCGCAAGCAAAAGCUGCCUCAACAGCAGCAACAGAGUUUCCAGCAGCUGGUUUCAGCUAGGAAAGAACAGAAGCGAGAGGAGCGCAGACAGCUGAAACAGCAGCUGGAGGACAUGCAGAAACAGCUGCGCCAGCUUCAGGAAAAGUUCUACCAAAUCUAUGACAGCACAGAUUCUGAAAAUGACGAAGAUGCUGGUAACCUCUCUGAAGACAGCCUGCGUUCGGAAACACUGGAUGCCAGGGCGAGAGAUUCUGUGGGGAGGUCGGAUAAUGAAAUGUGUGAAUUGGACCCGGGGCAAUUUAUUGAUCGUGCAAGAGCUCUGAUUAGAGAACAGGAGAUAGUGGAAAACAAACCCAGAAAAGAUGGCCCCAGAGAAAAAGAUCAUGGGCCCAACUCUUUUCAUCCAGAAGGCAAGCACUUAGCUGAGACGCUAAAGCAGGAACUGAACACUGCCAUGUCUCAGGUUGUGGACACUGUAGUCAAGAUUUUCUCUUCAAAGCCUGUACGUCAACUUCCUCAGGUCUUCCCACCUCUUCAGAUCCCCCAAGCAAGAUUUGCUGUCAAUGGAGAGAACCACAACUUCCACACAGCAAACCAACGCCUCCAGUGCUUUGGGGACAUCAUCAUUCCAAACCCACUAGAUACCUUUGGGAAUGUGCCACUGUCUAAUUCCACAGACCAAACAGAAGCACUGCCCUUAGUUGUCCGCAAAAAUUCAUCAGACCAGCCUGCCUCUGUCCCGCCUCCUGGCAGCCACCAUGCUGCUCUCCAUCAAUCUCCACUGUCUGCCACCGCAGGGUUCACUUCAUCUUCAUUUCGCCAUCCCUUUCCUCUGCCCCUUAUGGCGUACCCAUUUCAGAACCCCUUAGGGGCUCCUUCUGCCUCCUUCCCUGGGAAAGACAGAGCCUCCCCAGAAUCCUUAGAUUUAACAAGAGAGACCACAAGUCUGAGGACCAAGAUGUCAUCACAUCAUAUGAACCAUCACCCUUGUUCACCAGCACAUCCUCCUAGCACUGCUGAAAGCCUCUCAAUAUCUCUCAUCAAGUCUGAAUGUGGUGACCUUCAAGAUAUUUCUGAAAUCUCACCUUAUUCUGGGAGUGCCAUGCAGGAAGGUUUGUCACCAAAUCACUUAAAAAAGGCCAAGCUUAUGUUCUUUUAUACUCGGUACCCAAGUUCCAAUAUGCUGAAAACCUACUUCUCAGAUGUAAAGUUCAACAGAUGUAUUACUUCUCAGCUCAUCAAGUGGUUUAGCAAUUUCCGUGAGUUCUACUACAUUCAGAUGGAGAAGUAUGCACGUCAAGCCAUCAAUGAUGGUGUAACAAGCACUGAAGAGCUGUCUAUAACCAGAGACUGUGAGCUGUACAGAGCCCUCAACAUGCACUACAAUAAAGCAAAUGACUUUGAGGUUCCAGAGAGAUUCCUGGAAGUGGCUCAGAUCACAUUACGAGAGUUUUUCAAUGCCAUUAUCGCAGGCAAAGAUGUUGAUCCUUCCUGGAAGAAGGCCAUAUACAAGGUCAUCUGUAAACUGGACAGUGAAGUUCCUGAGAUUUUCAAAUCCCCAAACUGCCUCCAAGAGCUUCUUCAUGAGUAG